Malaya genurostris is the source of this 5090-nucleotide messenger RNA. Its product is annotated as synaptotagmin 1. Gene Ontology annotation, cellular component: axon; dense core granule; synaptic vesicle membrane. Gene Ontology annotation, biological process: calcium ion-regulated exocytosis of neurotransmitter; regulation of dopamine secretion; synaptic vesicle endocytosis. Lineage: Eukaryota; Metazoa; Arthropoda; Insecta; Diptera; Culicidae. Gene Ontology annotation, molecular function: clathrin binding; syntaxin binding; phosphatidylserine binding. The coding region runs from base 339 to 1679 and encodes 446 amino acids. The transcript is spliced from 9 exons. The record is from RefSeq and is a predicted model, not a curated record.
UUGCUCCUCAAUCGAUUUUCCCACUCACUUGAAAAAGCUACCAUCUUGGGAAUGGAGUGAAAAUUUUCCUGUUCCCCGAUAAAGAUUGAAAAAUUGUGCUGCAAUUUGUGGUCUGUUCGAAUGAAAAAGUGCUUCAACGUGCUUCUCGGGACGGUACUGUGCUGAUUUUCUACCGAGCAAAAGAUGAAUCGUGCGGGUAGUUGCUGUUGAGGAGGAUUUUUCCUGUGCUUCAAAGUAGUGUUACCAAGCUGAAGAAAAAUAGCAGUGGGUGACGAGCAGUUAAGCCCAGUAAUCAGCGAAAAUUUUCGCAGCAGCAAAGUUGCGAAAAGAAAUCCAAAAUGGCUCCGGGAAUAUGGAAAAGGGAGGCUGAACCCGAUACCGAUGCAGCGGACUUAGCAGAAGCUGCGACCACUUUGGCGACGAAAAUCUUCGGACACAAGCAUCACCAUCGUACGACGACGGCAUCGGAGCUAGAAACAGAAGAAAAUGAAGAGUUCUCCAGUACCGCACUGCCGACGAAGGGGGAGGCGGAGAAAAUCGGUGACAAGGCGGCCGAAAUGACUGAACAUCUGGCACAGGAGAUGGGCAUUCCGACGUGGGGCCUGGUGUCCAUCAUCAUCUUUGUCCUCCUGAUCAUCCUGGGGAUCUGCGGUUUCUGCAUUCGUCGCUUUUUCCGCAAGAGGCGCUCCAAAGACGGCAAGAAGGGCAUGAAAGGAGUCGAUAUGAAAUCGGUACAAUUAUUAGGUUCAGCAUACAAAGAAAAGGUUCAACCUGAUAUGGAAGAACUGACAGAAAAUGCAGAAGAGAACGACGAAGGGGAAAGCAAACAGAGUGAGCAGAAGCUGGGAAAGCUGCAGUACAAGCUUGAAUACGAUUUCAACGCUAAUGCCUUGACUGUAACUGUAAUCCAGGCAGAAGAACUACCUGCUCUGGACAUGGGAGGCACCUCUGAUCCUUACGUAAAAGUUUAUCUAUUACCCGAUAAAAAGAAAAAGUUUGAAACUAAAGUCCACAGGAAAACUCUCAGUCCGGUAUUUAACGAAUCGUUCACAUUCAAGAGCCUGCCGUAUGCCGAGGCCAUGAACAAGACCCUAGUGUUCGCCAUCUUCGAUUUCGAUCGAUUCUCCAAGCACGACCAGAUCGGCGAAGUGAAGGUGCCCCUCUGUCAGAUCGAUUUGGCCCAAACCAUCGAGGAAUGGCGGGAACUGCAGAGCGUCGAAGGCGAAGGUGGUCAGGAUAACAAGCUGGGAGAUAUCUGCUUCUCGUUGCGCUAUGUGCCCACUGCAGGUAAAUUAACCGUCGUAAUCUUGGAAGCAAAGAACCUAAAGAAGAUGGACGUCGGUGGAUUGUCAGAUCCAUACGUAAAAAUUGCGCUGAUGCAGAAUGGAAAGCGUUUGAAAAAGAAAAAGACUAGUAUCAAAAAAUGCACACUAAACCCCUACUACAAUGAGUCGUUCUCAUUCGAAGUUCCUUUCGAACAAAUACAAAAAGUGAACCUGGUGGUAACCGUGGUGGAUUACGAUCGCAUCGGAACGUCGGAACCGAUCGGUAAGGUCGUCCUGGGUUACAACGCGAGUGGUACCGAGCUGCGCCACUGGUCCGACAUGCUGGCAUCGCCGAGGCGUCCAAUCGCACAAUGGCACACGCUGAAGGACCCCGAAGACGACAAGAAGGACUAAGCGGAACCAAACCCGGUUGGGGUUGAUGAUCGUCGUUAGCCCACUGUUUGCCCAGUGCUGACGAACAAAGAAGUUGAAGAGAAAUCACAAAACCAAACACACACUUGAGAGAAUAGAGACAGAUUACGUGAACCAAAAGGAAUCAUUGUGAAGUCAUUACCAAUAAAGAAAACAAAAAUAGAAAAAAAAACACACUGAACGGAAAGAAUGGUGAAUAGAGCAAAUGUUAAGUGAAAAGCGAAACUUAAAAAAAACGGCGAUGGAACAAGGUGAAAUUGCCAACCAUUCGAACCGAUUCAGAUGUAACGAAGCUCUAUCAGGUUUAUGUAAAAAAAUAGUAAUGUUCGUUUCGUUUUUUUGUCUCCUAAAAAAAUAUGUUCAGAAUGUGGUGAUACUUUAAUAAACAAAACAAUGGCCGAUCGAAAGUUUGUAAAAGUACAGCAUAAUGAUAGUAAAUGAAGUUAUUUGACUGAAUUGCCGAAGCUUGCAAAAAUUGUUAUUGUUUUCAAAGAACUCGCUGGAAGACGAAUCUGAAUUGUUCCAGACACUAAGUAUGCGGUUAAACUUUUUUCACGAAAGCUCACUUUUUUCUUAUGCGUAGCAUAUUAAUAAGAGAUCGGAUCUUAAUACAUUAAACAGAUAAGCAAAAGCAUUCAGUCUGAUAAACAAGAAAAAAAAGUGCGCCUAUUGUGCAUCUUUUCUAGUUAUUGCAUAUCUCUACACAAACGAUGCAUUGGCAGCGCCGUGACUAGUGAAGGGGCAAGGAUCCAUCCCGGGAUCCCCUUUUGUCUCCAACUCACGGCCGAAGCUGAAGCCGAAAAUCAAUAGAUAGCUCUAUAACGCGACAGAAUUUAAAAUUGUAGAACUGUUAAAGUGAAAAAUGUAAGCAAGUAAAAAGAACCGAAACCGAAAUACGCCAGACAAACAAUAACACAUGAUCCCACUUUGAUGUUGUAGAAAAGAAGCACAAUAAUAGCCUAAACUAUGCUACGAAGAUGACAGUCGCACCGACACUUGUGAAUAGGAAAGAAAACCAAAGAAGAAAACAAUGGGCAAAAUAACGAAAUAUAAAUGUAUGUUAGAACAUUUUAAGUAGACAAGAAUAGCUUUCGUGUUUGGUUUCGAACGACAAACUAAAAAAAAAAAACAAACAUAUAUCAGUAGAAGAAAGAAAACACGCGGUUGCUUCGUUCGCGAGAAGUCCUAGUAGGCGUGGCGAAUGGUGAGUGAAUGUAAAAAAUAUGCUGAGGUAGUCAAACAUAGAAAAAAAAAGUUUCGACAGUAUGCGUAUUGCCUUUGAGUAUUUGUGUAGAAUUUUUUUUUUGAAUUCCGGACAUUUGCGGAAGGAAAUUGGUUGAUUGUUUCUUCAAUAUGCCUGUUUUGUACAUUCGCGUGAUGCGUCCUUAUCCUGAUUCUGAUUCUGAAGAAGCCUUUGCAGAUUCAAUCACUUCAAGAACUACUGGACCAUUCGAACCUAUUGAAUUCUGCUUUCUAGGUGACAGCAAACGAAACGCUAGGCGUAUAGUAAAAAGUAAAAAAAAAACACACAGGAGCUUUCAAGUUUUGAAACACCUCACCAAACGACGAACAAAAAUAAGGCUUAGAACAAAACGUUUUACAAUCAGGCUUUAGGUUACUCACCACGAUAGAUGCAUUUCACAACCAACACAUGAACAGUCACAUACACACACACGCACUCACUCACGCAUACACAACAAAUAACACUGUUAUCAAAGUAUUUAUUCCGUCGGAAGUAAAUAGGUUCACCAAAUUCCUUAGAUUACAGUUAAUCAGUUUGAGGAAAUAUUAUGAAAGCUGUACUUCUUGUUGAAACAAAAAUAUAAAAAGUUAUAAAAAGCUAUUUACUGUUAAAUAAGAUGAUCUAUCUAUUAAAUUAUAUAUACAUAUUAUCAAGUUGAUCAAAUUUGAAUACGAAUAUUCUCAUAAAAAAAUACAGUAUUUGUACACUCAGCUAUAUCAGUUCAAACAUUCUAAUGACAUUAGCAGAGAUAAACUCUGUAAAAUCUGAACCGCAGAGCAAAAAAAAAAAGAAAAUCUUUGUAUCUAUAGUCCAGUUCAGAACUUAAACAAAAAAAAACUUCAAAAGCGACCAAACGUUGACUUGGUUUUACAGAAGGAGCUCUGCAUUCCGUUGUAAAACUCCACCAAAGUCAACGAUCGGGAGCCUUUUCGUCCUAAACGUGUUCUUUUCCAAACAAACAAAAAAAAACGAAUGAAUAGUUGCGAUUUACUAGUGAUUCAGCUAAUAUCAUAACUACUAGAUAUGUAGUUCUAGUAAUUUCAACUCAAGACUAAAAUACCUUUUUCAAUGUUUAAACCGUUUCUGUUGCGUUUUUUUUUUCUCAGUGUAGAAAACUAACAGGCCUUCUCGAAUAAUGUUGAACCGACAAGACGUAGGCUUCUGUUGCCCGCUUCUGGUCGUUCCAAUACGAUUCUUUAGUUUACGAGUUGACCUGAACACGGCCCGUUUUUAUUCUGUAAAUAUUUCUAUCAAGUUCGGGUCUUUCCGAAUUUUUCCGUUGCGGUGUUUGACAGAAACAGAGACAGAGACGUCGAGCGCAAAGUAGGCGGUUGAAGCAGAACACACUCUUGUUGUUAUUUCUAAUCAAUCCAAAAUGCACCUCAUAGCACAGCGGUAGAACAAAUUGCGUUACCAUAGCGACUACAGUGACUACUAGGCCGAGCUACAUAUGUACACACAUACGACAUUUAUCCGUAGAGGCUGUUUUUAAAUGGCAUGCUUUAGCGUGACUUUCGCUGUCUCCAUAUAACUCAAUCAUAGACUAAAUUUCUCUUCCUAACAAUGAAGUAAUCAGGAUAGAACUAGGAAGAGAACUAACGCACGAAAUUCAAACAAUCGUUAAAAAUUACGGGGACUGAGAAAUGGAAAGGGUUUUAACAGAGUAAAUCGUAACAUGAAGAAUAAAAAAUAAAAAAAAAACAGAACGAAACCGAGAGUAUGCUUUAGAAUACUUAUUUGAAAGUCACAGGAGAAGGACAUUUUAUUUGCGAUGGUUGACGGCUGAAGUAGCAGACGGGACAUCAUCAUCGAUUGACGGACGAGUUACAGGACGAGCAUUUUAAAAACGGUCGAAUUUCAGCAAAAAAAAAUAUUAUGCUUACAUGCGAAAACCUGAAGAAACUUGAUUGUAAUUUAUAAAUAUUGAAAUGAAAAAAAAAGCAGUUAAAGUUAAUUGAAGUAUAAGUAAAACCAAAUAUAACAAUAAUUAGACAUAUACAAAGGAAAAUGAACUUUAACCAUCAAACAAGUAAAAAAAAUAUUGUGAAAUAAUAAGAAUAUGUAUAUUUAAGGUAUUGUAAAUCAAAACCAAAAAUAAUAAUAAAGUAUUAUAAUAAUAAAAAACCACGUGAGAAUGAUACCUACCUACA